This is a messenger RNA of Camelus dromedarius (Arabian camel), 9203 nucleotides long. It is a transcript of the gene SFMBT1, whose product is annotated as Scm like with four mbt domains 1. Gene Ontology annotation, cellular component: nucleus. The record is from RefSeq and is a predicted model, not a curated record. The coding region runs from base 1642 to 4248 and encodes 868 amino acids. Gene Ontology annotation, biological process: negative regulation of DNA-templated transcription. Lineage: Eukaryota; Metazoa; Chordata; Mammalia; Artiodactyla; Camelidae. The transcript has 23 exons. Gene Ontology annotation, molecular function: chromatin binding; histone binding; transcription corepressor activity.
UUUGUAAUCUCAUAUCCUGUAAGAAAAUACUGAAGAAAACAUGUUAAUGAUACAUAGGGUAGGUGCUUUGAGUUGUUAUCUUUGUGAUGAUGUUUUUCUGGAGUAAGUGGCUGCGUUUUGACUAACUAGCUCAUUUAUUUUCUGAACAGUUUAAAUACAGUUAAAAUAAUAACCUUGUCUACCACCUACCCACCCCCAUCCUGAAAAACAACUGGCCUUUGGAAUGUAAGUAAGAACAGUUUUCGUAGAUGGUGCUGGAAAUUUUUUCCCUCAAAAAGAGAUACUUAUAACCAAUUAUUUGCCUCAAACCUACCUUUUGUUAAUUUGCAAAUAGCAAAGUUUUGAUUUCUUGUCAGUUUGUUUUGAUGACUUCAGGCACUUGUUUCUGUUUCAAACUGAAAGAAGUUUUAUAUUUUAUAAAAGCUAUUUUUUCUUUUAAAAUACGGAAAUUAGUGUAGCAUAAAUCAGUGUUUUUAAGGAUUUAAUAUUAUGUAGAUAAUUUUGUACUACACACUAGAAAGUGGAAUUUGUAAGUGCUUAUCUUAGAAAACUGGCAACCAAUAGUUGAAUGGUAGGAAAAAUAACAUUUUUAGGGAAAGAACAGAAAAGGAGAGGAGUCAUUAUUUAUGUUUAAAAUAUUUAGAUACUUAACCAAGAAUUUCUGUAUAUUUAACACAGGCACUUCUAGUUUUUAGAGGAUGUUCACUGCAUAGAUUAAUAUUUGUGGGUAAUGAAGUCUACAAAAGCAAAUAACAAGGUGCAACUGAUUUCUAGUACUGACCAAACAAAAGGCUGCCAGGCCUCCUGCUGAACAACAGCAUGCUUCUUUGGUUUAUAGACCGCGACAUAACCGCCCAGUGUUUUGCAGUAGACUGUCGCCAUCACGCUGUUUCCUGGGGAUGCCCCAGGGGGCAGCAGCAUUGCCCUGGAGUUGGGACGCAUACUUGAGAGACUGUUUUUUUUUUUUUUUCUGAUCAUGCUAUGUAGGUGCAUAUAGUGAUUUUGAGGAGUUGUAGCCUAUCCAGAGUUCCUUGGCAUUUACAACUGAUAAUCUUUUUUUAGGGCCUUAAAUUCUUUUUAAAAAUUCCAGUGAAUUAAUUGCACAGCACAUAUGAUUAUAGUCCAGGAGACUGCAAAUCUGACAUAAAGCUUUUAAAAAUACCUGUGAGCUUAAUAUAACAAACAAAGCAACAAAACCCCCAAAGCACCCUGCCUUUUAAUCACGCCCUCUGUCGAAAGCUUUGAGGACAAAAAUUGAAAGUUGAAGUUUGUUGACCGAUUGGACAGAAGACAGCCUCCAAAAGGUCUGCAGACAUCAGUCAUUACAGCUUGCCCUUGGUUUUCUUCUUGAGGCCUCUGGGGUAAGAGCCUACUAGAAUAAUGUUUUGGAAGAAGUUCAUUAAUGGCAGCACCUAUCAAGAUACCAUCCAGACUCCUGGUUACUCAAAAUUCUAAUACAGCAGUGUAGAACCUUGAAGUUAAAUAAAUGAGUAACCAAAGAACCAAGAAAGAGUCUCUUUCAUUUGGACCCUUGGAUGCCCACUGAAGAGAUGCUUGAGACCUGCAAGUAAUCUUCAGAUUGUAUCGGAACCAUAAGGCCUGUCCUUUGUGUGGGGAGGAGAUAGCCCAUGUGCUGUGGAAAUGAACGGGGAGCAGCAGACUGAUGCAGAUGCUGGAUCCGGUGUGGAAGAAGUGGAAUUAAGCUGGGAAGAUUAUCUAGAGGAGACAGGGUCCACAGCAGUUCCCUACGGGUCUUUUAAACACGUGGACACACGUUUGCAAAAUGGAUUUGCUCCUGGGAUGAAACUGGAGGUAGCUGUGAAAACAGAUCCUGAAACCUACUGGGUUGCCACCAUCAUUACCACCUGUGAGCAGUUGCUCCUCCUCCGCUAUGAUGGCUACGGGGAGGACCGGAGAGCAGACUUUUGGUGUGAUAUCAGGAAGGCUGACCUCUACCCCAUUGGGUGGUGUAAGCAGAACAAGAAGACCCUUGAAGCCCCAGAAGGCAUCAGAGAUAAAGUGUCUGAUUGGGAUGCGUUUCUGCAGCAGACCCUGAUGGGAGCAUGUAGUCCUCCUGUUCCGCUGCUAGAGGGCCUCCGUAAUGGGAGGAAUCCUUUAGAUCUCAUUGCUCCAGGUUCCAGGCUGGAACGUCAAGCUUUCCAGGACUCUUUAAGCACUUGGAUUGUUACUGUAGUAGACAACAUUGGGGGAAGGCUGAAGCUGCGUUACGAAGGACUUGAAAAUUCUGAUAAUUUUGAACAUUGGUUGUAUUACUUGGAUCCGUUUCUUCAUCAUGUUGGUUGGGCUGAUCAACAGGGAUAUGAGCUUCAGCCCCCAUUAGCCAUCAGACAUCUGAAAAAUGAAGCUGAGUGGCAAAAGGUCUUGGCCAAAGUGAAAGAGGAGGAGGAAGAGCCAUUACCAUCUUACUUAUUUAAGGACAAACAAGUGAUUGGCACUCAUUCAUUCUCUAUAAAUAUGAAAUUGGAAGCUGUAGACCCUUGGUCUCCUUUUGGGAUCUCUCCUGCUACAGUUGUUAAGGUUUUUGAUGAAAAGUAUUUUCUGGUGGAAAUGGAUGAUUUGCGACCAGAGAAUCGUGCCCAGCGAUCCUUCGUGUGUCACGCUGACAGUCCUGGUAUCUUCCCGGUGCAGUGGGGUCUGAAGAACGGUUUACACAUCAGUCCCCCUCCUGGCUACCCGGGCCAGGACUUUGAUUGGGCCGACUACCUCAAACAGUGUGGUGCUGAAGCUGCUCCCCAGAGGUGCUUCCCUCCGUCGAUUUCUGAACAUGAAUUUAAGGAGAACAUGAAGCUUGAGGCAGUGAACCCCCUUGUCCCUGAAGAAGUGUGUGUUGCCACCAUUACUGCAGUGAGAGGCGCCUACCUGUGGCUCCAGCUGGAGGGUUCUAAGAAACCCAUACCUGAAUUUAUUGUGAGUGUGGAAUCCAUGGAUAUAUUUCCUUUGGGCUGGUGUGAAACCAAUGGCCAUCCCCUCAGCACUCCUCGCCGAGCACGAGUGAACAAACAGAGGAAAAUUGCAGUGGUUCAACCAGAAAAACAGCCCAGAAUACCAUCCUCGAGGACUGUCCAUGAGGGUCUGAAGAAUCAGGAGCUGAACUCCACAGACUCAGUUAUGAUUAAUGGAAAAUAUUGCUGUCCAAAGAUAUACUUCAACCACCGUUGCUUCUCAGGGCCAUAUCUUAACAAAGGAAGAAUUGCGGAGCUGCCUCAAUGUGUGGGACCCGGAAACUGUGUCCUGGUCCUCAGAGAGGUCCUCACUUUACUCAUCAAUGCAGCCUAUAAACCCAGUCGUGUCCUUCGGGAGCUGCAGCUGGACAGAGACUCUGUGUGGCAUGGAUGUGGGGAAGUCCUAAAGGCCAAAUACAAAGGAAAGAGUUAUCGAGCUACUGUUGAGAUAGUAAAAACAGCAGAUCGGGUGACUGAAUUCUGCCGGCAAACCUGUAUCAAACUGGAGUGCUGUCCUAAUCUCUUUGGUCCACGGAUGGUUCUGGAUAAAUGUUCUGAGAACUGCUCUGUACUUACAAAGACCAAAUAUACACACUACUAUGGAAAGAAGAAAAAUAAAAGAAUUGGGAGGCCACCUGGUGGGCAUAGUAACUUAGCAUGUGCCCUGAAAAAAGCCAGUAAGAGGAGAAAGAGGCGGAAAAAUGUUUUUGUUCAUAAGAAGAAACGCUCCUCUGCGUCUGUUGAUAAUACCCCAGUGGGCUCCCCCCAGGGAAGUGGGGGUGAAGAUGAGGAUGACCCAGAUGAAGGGGAUGAUGAUUCCCUAAGUGAGGGCAGUACAUCUGAGCAGCAGGACGAGCUACAGGAGGAGUCAGAAAUGUCAGAAAAAAAGUCAUGCUCCUCCUCUCCUACCCAAAGUGAGAUCUCCACAUCGCUGCCUCCAGACAGACAAAGAAGAAAAAGAGAGCUUCGCACUUUUUCAUUUUCUGAUGAUGAGAAUAAACCUCCUUCACCAAAGGAAAUAAGGAUUGAAGUUGCUGAAAGGCUUCACCUGGACAGUAACCCCCUGAAGUGGAGCGUGGCAGAUGUUGUGCGGUUCAUCAGAUCCACCGACUGUGCUCCGUUAGCAAGAAUAUUCCUAGACCAGGAAAUUGAUGGGCAGGCCCUGUUGCUCCUUACCCUUCCCACUGUUCAAGAGUGCAUGGACUUAAAAUUGGGCCCUGCCAUCAAACUUUGCCAUCACAUAGAGAGGAUCAAGUUUGCUUUUUAUGAACAAUUUGCCAACUGAGAAAGACAACCAAAGUGGGCUGUAUCUUUGAAGCACAAAUGCAGCAUAUCCUUUGCUCUGCUUUACAAGUGGAGCUGAAAUAGUCCUGGGGCUCUGGGCCCUGCAGGUGUCGGCUUGCUCUCUUUGCACUUUCAGGGAAGGAGGACCCACACUGAGGAAGCAAAAACUGCACAGAAGUGCUCUCCUGCCAGUGAAAAUGUGGGCAUCUCUUGUUCAGCAGAUUGCAGUUUAAAAAAAAUUAAGAUUGUGAAGAAAAGACUCAUAUAAGAAGAAUACACAUUUCCACUGGUGUGGCCUGAAAACGAAUAAUCUAGGCUGCUGGAAAACACCCUUCUGGUUUUCUUUUUGUUCUUUCUGUUCCUUCCCAUUGUAGAUUGAACUUUGUUCUCUGCUUUCUCUUUCUUGGAAAGAGAGGACAUAGCUUUAAGUCAGCACUGAUUGGGGACUGAGCCUAAGGCACAUCAGUGCUUCAUUGUCAUUGUGUUUUUAAACUUUUUAAAAUUAAAACAGUUCAUUUUGGGGAUGAUUAUGUGGCUCUAGGGUUUUGAAUGUACAGUCACACUUUGAUCCAUUUUAAAAUCUAUUCUUAGUUCCUUUGUUUUACUACCUCUGUUGAUAAUUGAGCUUAUAGCCAUAUAUGAGGUUUUUUGUAUGAUACCAUUUUUAAACUACAUGAACACUAAAACUAUGACAGAAGUUGGAGGGAGGAAAAACACUGUUUGCUUUCUUAGAAGCAUUGUGUGACACUUAUACCAAUUCUUUAACUGAUGUGAUCUAAGAACUCUGUCAUUGUUUUCCAUCUUGACCUCAGCUUGGGCUACCUGUUGCAAGUAGUAUCGCAAAGAUGGUUGCUAUUUCAGUUGAAAUGCUCUCUUCCCAUUAGUUCUCAGAGAGACUUCGGUAGCUUUUCUUUUUGUUUGCUUUUUUCUACAGUUGUUUGUCUACUUUCAUUCUGAGAGUCCUCAUGUUGGUUAAAAAUCAGCAGGUGUUCCCUGGACCCACAGGAAAGCCCAUUUCCCCUUCUUUCGUGGUGUCUCCAGGCAGAUAGUUUAGAAGCACAAUAGAGAAAACGUGUUUUGGGGGUGAUGUAGAGCAUCAGGUUUCUGUGACGGUGUGUCCUCAGUGGCUGGGUGAAGAUUAAAAGGUGGUUAGGAUUCUAGAAAUGUCUUUGCCUAGUCACGUGGACACUUUUCUUUGGUCAAACCUUUAGAUCAAAUGUAAUCUACAGUCAAUUCCCACUUACUAACUUGCUUUUCUUUUAGGUGUUUCUUUUAACCCAGCUCAAGUUGACAUUAAACUGCAGAUGAAUUUUCACUUAUGAUUGCACUGCUAGCUACUAUAGAGCAACAGCAUUUGCUGUACUGUUCCAGCCAUGGGGAAUGAGGAAAGAUACAUACAUAGGGGGUUCCUUUAAAUGGUUUGCUUUGCUGAGUGGUUGUUUUUUUUUGUUUGUUUUUUGUUUUUUGUUGUUUUUAAUUAUCCUAGUCAUUUAACCAGUCAUUCCUCUUCAAGAUUUGAAAAUGUUUUAAAAUCACAAAUUGGGUAAAUGCUAAACAGCUAUACAAAUAUAAGGUAAUAUUACAAAUUUAAACUGAUGGAGAUUUCUUUCCUUUUUUCCCUCCCCCACCCCACCUGUUUUUCUAGACCUUGUCAGACAUUCUGUAGCCUGAAUCCUCUCUUCAUUCGACAAUUUAUGAACCAUCUUAACUCAAGACCUCCAACCAAACCAUGUAUUAACACAUCAACUCUUUGCCUAGAUUACUACCAGAUAUACCUGGAAAUAAGCUUCAUUUAAGUAAAAGUUAGUAUGUUUGAACUCAUCAGAGAGCCAGGUUUUAAAUUUUUGAUUGAAUCUAUGCCCAUGGGAGAGAAGCAUAUAUAAGAUACUUGGAAACAGUUAGCACUAAGUAGACAGAGGGGCAGAUCUUGCGUAGUAAUAUUUCCUGAGAGCUUAGCAGUGAAGGCACUAAGGCAAAUAGUUCCUUAGAGAUCAGUGGAACGAAAAACACCCAGAAUUAGUUAACAUUGUUUUCUUAUUUAAGAAAAUGAGAUUUUUUUUUCUAAGAGGGAAUUUAUCAAAUGCAACACUGAGUAUGUUACAUUGUCUCUCUCUUGACUUCUUCAGAAACCAUAGAAUUUAGAACACCUCCUUUCACAGGUGAGGGGGACAAAGCCCCUGAAAGGUGAAACACACAGCCCUAAGUAGUAGUCUCUGAUCAGGUAGAAUCAGGCCCAACUAUGAUUAUUCAAGCUCAGCUUUCUCCUAGAGAGAAUGACUCUAAAUUGGACAGAUGAUUAGGGUUUCCCUUAAUAAUAUUUCCUGCAUUCUCAUACCAAGCUAAUAGUUUAUUAGGUAACUACAUUAAAGAAGUAUAUACCCCCAGCUCCUACUCCCAGAUGUCACAUAAAAGAGGAUAAUUGAGAAUUUGGCAUAGGGCAUUUUUUUUUUAAGUAUAAAAUUUAGACUCCAUUCGCCUCAUCAUGUUUCUGGGGCUGGACUGGACAGCAGUGACAGGCUGAAUCUUGUGAUUCUGAAACAGAUUUUAAGCCUGAUAAUAGCUCACCAUGUUGGGGUAAAAUUGUAUGUUGCACAUAGGUACAUGAGAUUGUUUUUCAAAGAUAUCAGCCUCUUAAAUUUAUGAGAGGUACAUUGUAAGGGACUGCAUUUGUCUAAAUUUCACCUUCAGCUGGCCCCUAAGGUCAAAGUUUUCCGUAAUCCAUUUUUGAUUCUGGAUUGACAAGCUUGGAAACAGGUGACUGGGUUCUAUCAUCCUCCUGGACCUUAAAGUUGCCUGACCAGUAUAAGCCUACUGCUUAGUGUUAAUGUGUUAAGGAAACCUUUUAUUGUACGUGAAGAUUUGCCAUGACGUUUUGACUAUUUUGUGGGCUUGUGGGAAUUAUGCUAUUUUCCUUUAUAAACUACUUUCAUCCCUCUUGUUUGAAGAAGAGUUGAGGAGGCUAAUGCAGGGAAUGUAUUAAUGGGGGCUUUUAUCCUAAAUGCCUUUGUUUAGUGAUGUAGGUGGCUCCUAGCAUCUACAUUAAAGAUAUGAGGUCAGGGAAGGGUAGUUACCAACCUCUGGAAGAGAUGGGCUUCUUGGGUAAAUGUAUUUAAUUAUGAUAGAGGCAGACAUAGAACAGUUCAAAACUUGGCCUUUACAUGCUGCUUCUCCUGGAAGUAAAAUUCUCACUGUGAGAGAGAGGACAUUGGACCAAAGCUUCCUGAGGACUUGAAUACAUUUUACUUGUUCUCUUACACUGAUUCGGUCACUGAUACAGUACCUGAAUACAGAGUAAAACCUUUAGGAGGCCCUAAGUUGAAUAGGACUCAGAACCAUCCCCCUCACUCAAGCCAAAAAGUAUUUCUGGGUGAUGCAGAGAACAUCAGGGAAUUGUAGGUAAGGUUUAUCUAAAUGGGGACAUUGGGAAAACUAUCGUAGUAGGCACUUACAUUUACUUGGCAUCUAUCACCAAAGACUAUUGAUAUUUAAGUCACCAUGUGCUGGUUUGAUUGAUUCCCACAGAUGCUCUGAGAAAGUUGUUAGGAUCAUAGCCUCAGCAGUGAAAAUACACACUGGGUUUGAAGUCUGGUCCUGUAUAUUGGGGAUGGUGUGUGUGUGUAAGUUCAAAAGUAGUCUGUAUUAUCAGUUGGCCUUACGAAAGUGAAGGAGAAGGCAUCACUAACAAAUGGAAGUAUAAGUCUUGGAGGGGACUGGGUUCCCCCUUUAAAAAUGUGAAUGUCUGAUCCUGCAUCCACUGUAAGUAACCAUGUGACAUGCAUGGUGCUGGCUCAGAAACCCUGUAGGACAGAGCCUCCUGCAAAAACAAAAAGAAAUCAGUCACUUGCACACAAGUAUAAUUCUUCCUUGACUUUAUUCACCUUACAGUGUUUUGCUAGUGAAUUUUGAUAAUCCCCAGCCAUUGUAUGAGAAUGUGCAUACUUUGGAAAUUUGAAUUUAUCUAAAUAAGUCAUCCGGGGACUUAGAGCUUUGGCAGAAGAGUUCUAAACUCCAAGCGCAGUCCAAACAGAUCUAGUUCCAAGCCUGCUGACCUGGGGUUUCCUCUGCACUUGUUCCAGGUUACACAGGUAGUUCUGUUCCUGAGGGCAGCCUUAGGAGUGAAGUUACAGAAGGUGGUAGGCCAUAAGUGCACUGGAGGUUGACUUUCUUGGAUCUGGUGUUUCCAAAAUCUUAGAUUUUCACAAGAAUCAGCAAAACCUAGAGUUAAGGUUGGGAGGAUGGAGAAGUAAGCUUAAAACUCCCUCCCUUUGUGUCUUUUCUGACUUGACACACCAUUUGGUUCCAUCCUGGUGUCAUAAUCUAUCACAGAGGACUGUCUUAAAAGGGAAAGAAGCCACAGCCUUGCUGGACACAUCUUUUUAACACCAGUAGUUAAGUGUGGACCUGGAGCCCUGGGAGACAAUGGUGUCGGACUAUCUCUGGAGUCAGCUGAUGAUGCUGGCUAGUGAAAUGAAGCUCCCGUUUCUAAUGGGGGUGCCUAUUCUCAGGAUGUGUGAAAACACAGUCCUAAGUGUUUCUCCAUGUAUUAGUUAAUCUAACUGCAUGCCUAGCUUGGCAGAAUGGACAUGGGCAAAUGGUGCUGAAAGGAUGAGGGUAGGUCUUUUGGGCAAAUUAAAUUACAAAGCGGAUGACUGAGGGAGGUUACAAAGUUAAAACUGGGCAGUUCCUUUGCUCAUUUUGCAAGAAGUCUCUAGGGAAGUGUAGUUUGAAUGUUUCUCUUGAGAUUUUAAAAUGUGCAUUUCUUUUCCUCUUCUUUUCUUCUUCUUUUUUUUUUUUUUUUUUUUUUUUUUUUUGGUUGAAUAUUCUAAAGACAAUCAGGCCUGCCAGGGCAAGACUUCUGGCUGGUUCCAGCACUGUCCUUGGGCCUUUUUCUAAUACUAGCUUCUUGGAACUGAUGCACUUUGUUUAAUGUGUGUUGUCCUUUUUUUUUUUUUUUUU